CGUAACAAUACUCUCAAUCACUUUCCAAUGGCUUUUAAUCUGGACUUCGCAGACAAAGUGGUUUUGGUGACCGGUUCCAGCUCUGGCAUCGGUGAGUCCACAGCCAUAUUGUUUGCACGAUUGGGCGCUAAAGUGGUUGUUCACGGAAGGAGUGCUUCCAAAGUGGCCGAAGUGGCCCUUAAAUGCUCUCAAGUGUCGCCAAAACAUUACAAACCGUUGGAAGUGAUCGCAGACGUGGCCAUUGAGGCAGAAGUGGACAGAAUGAUGGAUCAAGUGAUCGCACACUUCAAUCAAUUGGAUGUUGUGGUGAAUAACGCCGGACUCGGAGGCGGAGAGAGUAACGCAUCCCUUAAAGAAUGGGACGAUUUUCUGAAUACAAACCUUCGCUCGUGUUAUCAAAUCUCUCUCAGAGCCUAUGAUUUACUCGUCAAAUUCAAAGGAGUUAUUAUUAAUAACUCUAGCAUUUGUUCGCUUAAACCCUUUAAUCAUUCAGUGUCCUAUUGUGUGGCAAAAGCUGGUCUGGAUAUGUUGACCAGAAGUUUGGCUGUUCUCUGGGGUCCUAAAGGGAUUCGUGUGAAUGCCGUGAAUCCGGGUCAGAUCCAAACACCCAUUUGGGAAAACGCGAGCGGAUUGUCACCAGAAGAGCGUGAAAUCAUGUGGAGAGCCGUCUGCGAGAAGACACCCGUCGGUCGACAGGGAUUUCCCGAAGACAUCGCUAAAGCGAUCGCAUUCUUGGCUUCGAGUGAUUCCGGGUUUACGACAGGAAUUAUGAUGAAAAUCGACGGCGGAUUCCUUGACUCUCCGCAACUCAUCUAUGAUUAAAAAUACUUUUGCAUUCAAUGUUUACUUCAAUAAAUCAGUUAUGAGAUAUUAAUAACAAAUUAUAAUAAAUGCAAUACUUUUAUGACUAUUUCAUAAAAAUAAAAUGCUGGAGAAUUUCUGAUUAUGUA
Molecule: messenger RNA, 950 nt
Organism: Medioppia subpectinata
Lineage: Eukaryota; Metazoa; Arthropoda; Arachnida; Sarcoptiformes; Oppiidae
Source: the annotation of a GenBank genome assembly